GUGAAACACUGAACGCAACGACACUUGACUUCUCUCUCAUUAUUUAAUUCAUUUGAAUUGAUAUUAUAAUUAAUUGAUUGACUUUUCAUUGAUUUAACUUUUGUUUGAUUACUAAAUCGUUUGUAUCAUUUGAAUCCGAGACUCGAGUGAAGUAUACAUAGAGUGAUAAAAAGAGUUAACAAUACUAUGAGUUAUAGUCACAAUGGACAACAGCAAGGUCUCGAACAGCAGUUUGCUGGUCUGGACCUAAACAGUGGAUUGGGCUCUUCAGGCAAAUACAUUCCUCCGCAUCUGCGGAACAGUCGUCCAAACGCUUACCAAAACCCAAACCCGGGUCCCGGUCCUCAACCACGCGAAGAGUACAGGACUGACAACAACCCCAUCCGUCAG
This is a messenger RNA of Oppiella nova, 390 nucleotides long. NCBI's taxonomy places the organism in Eukaryota, Metazoa, Arthropoda, Arachnida, Sarcoptiformes, Oppiidae. The record is from the annotation of a GenBank genome assembly.